Molecule: messenger RNA, 299 nt
Organism: Hymenoscyphus albidus
Lineage: Eukaryota; Fungi; Ascomycota; Leotiomycetes; Helotiales; Helotiaceae
Source: the annotation of a GenBank genome assembly
AUGUCUAGUAAGAUGAUCCUUCGUUUUUGCUUCCACGCUUUGUAGAUCAAGUCACUGACCUCGCAGUAGAUAACGCUCUGGUCAUCGAUCUCACACAGGCCCCGGCCAUUGACCUUACAAAAGACGACACCCCAGUCAUUGACCUCACACAAGAUGACGCCCCGGCUGUUGGCCUCAUAAAAUACGACCCCAUAGUUAUUGACCUUACACAAGAUGAUUCCGAUCUCACCAAUUUCACCACAGGCAAUGAAUAUCAAAGCUCCAACGUGAUAUCAUUCUCUAUCGACAAUUUUCUUUAG